This is a messenger RNA of Rotaria sp. Silwood1, 2991 nucleotides long. The record is from the annotation of a GenBank genome assembly. NCBI's taxonomy places the organism in Eukaryota, Metazoa, Rotifera, Eurotatoria, Philodinida, Philodinidae.
AUGUCGUCUUCACAGCAGGUAAAAGGACGAGGACGUGGUCGACCACGAACUCAACCAGUUUCUUCUUUAACCAUUGAUGAUUCACCAUCAGCAAUAGAGAAAACAUCAGAUGUUUCUAUUCCCUCGACUACAGACAAUGUACAAAUAUUCACUGCAUCUCAAAUUACUUCGAUGGGUGGCCGAGGUCGGGGUGCUCAUCUGAAACAAAGAAAUUUAGUGCCAGAUCCUCACUGGCAAGUAUCAGAUUUAACCAUUGAUCAGUUCAAAUCACAUGCUAAACCAUCAAAGCCAAAGGAACUGGGAAAAAUUGGGGAGGUUAUAAAAGUUACGGUAAACUAUUUUCCGAUUGUUGAAUAUCCACAAUGUGAUUUUGCUUAUCAAUAUGAUAUUCAAAUUAAAAAUAAAAGUUUUUUAGAAGUUCCACGUGAACAUAGACGUGUGGUGUAUGAAGGUUGGUUAAAUGAAUAUUGUCGAACAUAUUCGCAAAUAAAUAAAUAUAAAAUAGUUUUUGAUAAUCAUCAUAUCAUCUUUACAAUGGAUCAACCAUUGCCAAAUGUUGACAAAAUUGGAAUCACUGGGAAAAUUAUGGCACCGAAUAGGUUUAAUCGUCAAGAAGAAUAUCAAAUUUCCAUUAAACGAGUGGGUAAUUCAAUUGAUUUGAGGUUGUUACGUUCUAAUAAUGAAUUUUACGAUACGGAAAAUAAUUCUAACAACAGUCUUAAUGAUAUCCAAAUUAUUCGACAAAUGUUAUCGAUUGUAUUACAUGAAAAUUGCUCAUCAAAUGCUGCUUAUAUUUACAAUCGAUCAUUUUUUGCAGAGCCUAUUUUAGAAAACAAACACGGUUACUGGGAUCUUGGUUUAGGCAAAGCUUUAUGGCGUGGUUUCUAUUCAUGUCUUGUCUUCACCAACGGUCCUAAUCGAUUACUUAUGAAUCUUGAUGUGAGUCAUACAGUUCUUAUGAAAGAACAAUCAUUCAUUGAUUAUCUCUGUGAAGUUAUGCUUCACAGUCCACUUGGUAAGAGCCAUUAUAAGAAUAAGCAAAAGAUUCAAACAGCCGAGAUUAAAGAUGUUGUGAAAUUUCUUGAUCAAAAUAUCAGUGGUGGUCAUUAUGAUGGUGAAAUUGGAUUUUUACUCAAUCACUGUAAACAUCUUCCUGUCCAUUCACACGUGGCCAAUAACACAAUGUGCUAUAAAAUCGAUGGUUUAGGUGAUGCAGCAUCCGAACAAAAAUUCUUAUGGGAAAGAAACGGUCAUAGUUCUGUUGUUACAGUCGAACAUUACUAUAAAGAAAACUAUGGAAUUCAAUUAAAAUACCCAACAUUACCUACAUUGAAAAUGCAUAACAAAUCGUUUGUACCAAUGGAAUUCGUUGAUGUUCAACCUAUUAAGGUGAAAAAAAUAACCGAUGAACAAAGAGCACUUCUUUCUUUAAAAUCAUCUAUGAUGGCCUCGGACUAUCAUCAAUCGAUCAAAGAAAUUCGUCAGAAUCCAAAACAACAAUGUUUUGAACAAGAUCCAUUUGUUAUUGAAGGGAAUUUGAAUGUCGAUGUCAAUAUGCUCAGAGUACCAGCGCGUAUUUUACCUAUGCCUGAAAUCAUUUAUACUGAUAAAUUUCAUAUAAAUAAUGAACAGUGUCGAUCACCAGGUGUUUGGAGUAAUACGAAAACGCAAUUUUAUCAUCCAACAAAAUUUCCACCCGUAUGGGCUUUGAUCAAUUUAUCAUCAUUGAAUAAAGAGUUAUGCGAAGCAUUCUAUAAGCAAUUGAGUGAUGUUGCUGCUGACCGAGGUAUAACUUGUUCAAUACCCGUCCUCUACGAAGAAUACAAUGUUCAACCUGAUUCCAUUAGUCAGAUGAGUGCUUCACUCAAAGACAUGAUGGAAAAGAAUGAUGAUUGUAAAUUUUUUAUAGUUAUCUUACCAGAAAAUAUCGAUAUUAGAGAUCGAAUAUAUGGGGAUUUGAAAACACUGUGUGAAUUACAAUUCGGCUUCGGAAUUGUUACUCAAAUGAUUAAAUUAAAGGAAAACGAAGGCAAAUAUUCAUGGAAUUAUUCAAGAUUGAAUAAUAUUUGGAUGAAAAUCAAUACUAAACUAGAUGGAAUUAAUUCUAUUCUUCAUGUUCCUGAUGUUAUCGGAAAAUUCUUCUCACGUGGUCAUCGAUAUAUGUAUGUUGGCGUUGACCUCAAUCAUGGAGCACCUGGUUCAGGCAGAAAAUUUUCAACUGUAGCUGUUGUAGCAUCAGCCGACGAUAUACCCAAUCGAUAUUUCAAAGAAAUUUAUGUACAAGAACGAUUACCAGAAGCACGCGGACAAAGUCGUGAAUACGUUGUAGAUAUGAAAGAGAUUAUGAAAUCUCUUAUUAGUCAAUAUGAACAACAUCAUGAUUAUCCACCAAAAGCUAUUAUUAUCUAUCGUGAUGGAAUUGCAAAUAGUGAAUUUGAUAGUGUGUUCGAAAAAGAACUCAUGGCAAUACGAGAAGCUUGUGUUGAAUUAUCAUCAAUCUAUCGACCUUAUCUUACUUAUAUUGUAGUGAAUAAGAAACAUCAUACAAGACUUUUUCCAACUGAUUCAAAUGGUAAUGUUAAGGCUGGUACCGUCGUUGAUUCACAUGAAGUUACUAAUCCUACUACUUAUGAUUUCUUUUUGAAUAGUCAUCAUGGAGAAAAAGGAACAAAUCGUCCAGCACAUUAUCAUGUUUUAUAUGACGAUAAUAAACUAAAACCAGAUGAAGUUCAAAUGUUAACUUAUGCUCUAUGUUACACAUAUGCUUGUUGUACUCGUUCAAUAUCUAUUCCAGCACCUGUAAAAUAUGCUGACUUAUUAGCCUUUCAUGCAAAUUUCUAUAUAAACAGAAAUGGUCAAGUGGACACAGAGUCAGAUGCUUCACAACCGACUAUUCCAUUGGAUCAAACUGUGAAUGUCGAAAAUAUGAUAAGAAGUAAACGUAUUGUAUUAAGUUCGAAAUUGGCACCAGAUUGUCCAUUCUUUUUGUAA